Drosophila novamexicana is the source of this 1365-nucleotide messenger RNA. RefSeq lists its product as uncharacterized. Gene Ontology annotation, biological process: positive regulation of DNA-templated transcription. The record is from RefSeq and is a predicted model, not a curated record. Gene Ontology annotation, cellular component: nuclear body. Lineage: Eukaryota; Metazoa; Arthropoda; Insecta; Diptera; Drosophilidae. The transcript has 5 exons. The coding region runs from base 73 to 1365 and encodes 430 amino acids.
UUGGAUGGAAGCUACGACUUGCGACAAACAAAAGUUUUAAAUUAAGCAAACAACUAUUUUAAAACAAAUUAAAUGAGCGGCAAACGAAGGUGCUGGACGCCCUCGGAAGAGGAUCGAUUUUUGCGCAUCUGGUACAGUAACCUGGGUGCAUUGCAUUGUGGAAAAAAACGAUCCGAAGUUUAUAGGGACUUGGAAGUCGAGUUCAUUAAUCAGGGAAUUGACAUAUCGGCGGCACAUAUUAAGGCUAAAAUGGAAUCAUUUAAAAGGAAAUAUUGUCAUAUUAUAAGGGAAAACAAACCAAGGAAACAAUGGAAAAACUUUGACAAAAUGGUCGCUAUAAUGGAAUAUCAGGAAGAAAUGAAGGAAACUCGAUUUGAGAGGCCAGAAGUAAGCUCAGAUAAAACUUUCAGUUCGGUCUAUGUCGACGAGGUUCCUCCAAUGUUUUUUAAUGAAGAAGAAUACUCCCAAAAUGAAGAUGACGACAUUAAGACAACCUCCUCAUCCACUAUGUCAACAGAUGGACCAUUUCCAAGAAGGACAGAGCAACGACACAGUAGAGCACAUAAUGCCAAUGCUUCAGAAUCGACUAUUUCCAACACAACUUUAGAAAAACCUAAGCAAAGACGUAGACAUUGGAUUCUGCAAGAAGAACAAGUAUUCCUGGAUGUGUGGCAAAAGUACGUUCGAGAUCUGCGAGGCGAUAGAAAAAAGUCGCAUGUAUAUAAGGACAUGGAAUUGGAGUUCCACGGCCAGGGAAUUGAAAUCAGAUAUUCUGAUGUCAAGGCGAAAAUUGAAUCGUUAACUCGUAAAUUCCGCAAAGAGAGGGAUAGCAUGGGCGCUGAUUCAGAGUGGAUUCACUAUGCUAAAAUGGCCGAACUUUUGGGCGCUUUAGAAGCCACCCAGUUUGAUCAGUACUCGGAGAACAGUGGAAGCUCUAGUUAUUUUGAUGACUCUUCUAAUUGGUUCGCUGAGGAUAUGCCUAUCUAUCCUAAAACAUGCUUGAAAUAUGAACGUACUUCGCUUGAUUACAUUGAGGGCGAGCCCCCUUCGAAGAAAUGUAAAGAGUCUGAAUCGCAUACCAACAACACAGUAGCGCAUACUGAUAAUGCUCAAGACGGAAGUAGGCUUAAAGAACCAGAAGACAUAGAAUUGGAGAUGCUGCAUGAUGACUCAAUAGAACAGCCAAACGUUGGACAACAAAGUCCAAACCAAUCGACCCGCAAAUCACAACUAACCGAACAAUUUGGUAAGUUUGUUACCAAGGAGCUGAACAUGUUAAGCGGCGAUCUGCUAAUAGAAGCUAAAAGAAGAAUCUACAAUAUUAUAUGUAUCAUGCAAAUGAAACAAAUUAAAUUGAAUAACUAA